UGUCAAAUUCGACUGGUAUGUCUUUCUACAGGUUGCACCCAUAGCUUUAAUCGGAUAUUUUCCAAGAGACAGGGCUGAUCGACUAUUGAGUAUGGCUGAGUCGUUCCUUUCUUCCUUAUUGAAACUCUUCCGCCAAAGGGCAACUAAAAUAGUAAUCACGCAGCUUUUUCGGGGGCUCCACAUUCAUUCCAUGUCUGAAGCUGCAACGUCUUCUGAGGUGAGGGAACGUGAACUGAAGUCGACGGCUUUGUGCGUGUUAGGGAGGUUCAUCACUUCAGAAAAACAUAAAACGAAUCUCUUCUCUGCUAUGGACACUGCAAUUUCUGUCAAAGGGGGUGGCCAUGGGCAUGAUGUUGCAGAGUCCUGUGCUGGUCAAGUCUCCACACGACUGGAAAAAGAAAAUCAAGCUAAAUCUGACCUAUGUUUUCUUGCUCUAUCUUUGAUUGAAAUCAAAUCAAACCUAAGUUGAAUAGUCGUUAUAGUUUGUUAGAUUAGAUUAUGGUGGUAUAACCUCUGAAAGUGCAAAGGAAUUUCAUGUUCGAACCACCUACCGGGGCUUUGGCUUGCAUUCU
This is a messenger RNA of Eucalyptus grandis, 572 nucleotides long. RefSeq lists its product as uncharacterized. NCBI's taxonomy places the organism in Eukaryota, Viridiplantae, Streptophyta, Magnoliopsida, Myrtales, Myrtaceae. The record is from RefSeq and is a predicted model, not a curated record. Bases 92 to 469 code for a protein of 125 amino acids. The transcript has 3 exons.